AUGGAGAGUGAUUCGCAUGAACUUGAGCCUAUAGAAGAAGAGUAUGAGAACGAGGAUUCCCUUGAAAUUAGUAAUAGUGCUACUGUUGAUGCAACCAUUGAGUUGGUUCAAGAUACUGCUAUUAAUGAGGAUCCAAAUGAAAAGAAUGUAUAUAAGAGAAAGCCUAGGAGGAAGACUUCUACUGUGUGGAAUCAUUUUGAGCAAGUUGAGGUCUGUGGUGUAAAAAAAAAUCAAUGUAAAUGGUGUAAGAGUAAAUUUACCAUAUCAAAAUCAAGUUGUACAUCUACUUUAGGUAGACACUUGGAGUCGUGUUUGAAGUAUGCUGGUUCAAAGAAGAAGCAAAAGGUUUUGUCAGUUGAGGGUAAGGAGUCUGGUGGUGUGGACAUUAUUUCAAAUUUUCAAUUUGAUGAAAGUAAGGUGAGAGAACUCUUAGCUCACAUGAUCUUGUAUCAUGAAUAUCCUUUUAGAAUCGUGGAGCAUGUGUUGUUUAAUAAGUUUAUGAAAGCUUGUACCCCGCAUUGGAAAAAAAUUUCUCGAGCUACUGCUAAAAGUCUUUGCUUUGCCACUUAUGAAUUUGAGAAGAAGAAGUUGAAAACUUUAUUGAAUCGGGUCCCCAAAGUUAACAUCACAACUGAUAUGUGGACUUCUUGUCAAAAGGUUUCUUAUAUGGUUGUGACAUGUCAUUUUAUAGAUUCUGAAUGGCGGUUAAAUAGGCGUGUGUUGAACUUUUGUAAUAUUCCGCCUCCACACUCUGGACUUCUUAUUGCUGAUGCACUUCAUAAAUGUUUUAGAGACUGGAGUAUAGAGAGUAAAGUUUGUUCAAUCACUGUAGACAAUGCCAAGGCAAAUGAUGUAGCAUUAAGGCACUUGAGAGAUGUUUUUAAUAUGAGAAAAUCGCUUGUGGUUGGGGGCAAGUUGUUUCAUGUGCGUUGUUGUGCACAUAUAACUAAUUUGAUGGUUCAGGAUGGUCUUAGUGAGAUUGGUGAUAUUGUUGAUUGUGUGAGGGAUGGAAUAAAAUUCUUGGUAGCAUCAGAGGGAAGAUUAAAGCAAUUUACUGAAACUGCAAAGAACUUGCAUUUGUCAUCUAAGAAGCUAUUUUUGGACGUUCCUACUCGUUGGAAUAGUACAUAUUUGAUGUUAUCUGCUGCAUAUGAGUUUAAGGACGUAUUUUCUAUGUAUGGAUACAACGACCAUCAAUUUAUUUGGGUGCCAUCGCAAGAAGAUUGGGAUAAAGUUAAAUCUGUCUGUGAACUUUUGGGAGUCUUCAAUCGAGUAACCAAGAUUGUAUCUGGUAGUGACUAUCCAACAUCAAAUUUAUUCCUUCCUGAAAUUUGGCGAAUGAAAGAGGUUCUAAUUAAUAAAUGUGAUGAUGGAAAUGACUACAUUAGAACUAUGGCACAUCGAAUGAAAGCCAAGUUUAAUAAAUACUGGGGCGAGUGCAAUUUAUUGAUGGCAAUUGCGGCAAUUUUGGAUCCAAGGUUUAAGUUGGUGUUCAUACGAUUCUGUUUUCCGAAGAUUUAUCAAGAAGCUGAAGCUACGAAGAAUAUUGAAUAUGUUCAAAGAAUUUUGAAAGAGAUAUAUGAUGUGUAUCUUCAUGAACAUAAUUUAAAUCUCAAGGAACAGGAUCUUGCAAGCAAAGUUCAAGAAAGCUCUUCAAGUAAUCGUUCAGUCUGUGCAGUUCAUGAUGAGGAGGGUGGUGUGGAAAUUUGGGAGUCAUUUCUCAAAAGUGCUGAAACUGUGCUUCAACCUAUGAAAUCUGAAUUAGAAAUGUAUCUUGAGGAGGGUGUAUAUAUACCUAACAAGAAUAUCGAAUUUAAUGCCUUGGAUUGGUGGAAAGCGAAUACUCUGAAGUAUAAUGUUUUGUCUAAAGUGGCCAAAGAUAUUUUGUCAACACCGAUUACAACUGUAACUUCGGAGUCUACAUUUAGUGUCGGAGGAAGGGUUAUUGAUCCACAUCGAGCAUCAUUAUCAACUGAGACAGUUCAGAAGUUGUUAUGUGGGGCUGAUUGGGUCAGAUCAUUGUAUGGGCUUAAAAAGAAGUGUGGGGAUGAUCAAAAUGAAGGGGAAGUGGAGAUAACUUUGCCAGGGGCAAUUUGA
Molecule: messenger RNA, 2097 nt
Organism: Alnus glutinosa
Lineage: Eukaryota; Viridiplantae; Streptophyta; Magnoliopsida; Fagales; Betulaceae
Product: zinc finger BED domain-containing protein RICESLEEPER 2-like
Exons: 2
Coding region: 1-2097 (698 amino acids)
Molecular function (GO): DNA binding; protein dimerization activity
Source: RefSeq, a predicted model, not a curated record